This is a messenger RNA of Rosa chinensis, 1604 nucleotides long. RefSeq names its product protein FAR1-RELATED SEQUENCE 5. Bases 452 to 1183 code for a protein of 243 amino acids. The transcript is spliced from 3 exons. The record is from RefSeq and is a predicted model, not a curated record. NCBI's taxonomy places the organism in Eukaryota, Viridiplantae, Streptophyta, Magnoliopsida, Rosales, Rosaceae.
ACAGUUGACGGUGCCGUUAGAGGCUAUAAAAUAUUUUACAGCCCUUGUCGUCAGCCACCGCAAUCGAACUGGAAUCCUUUCCUCAGAGGAGGCUCAGACCCAAAAUCACUUGUCUUUCCGCAGAAGCAGCCAUCACAAGAGCAUAAGCGCGAAGGGCGGCUCUUACGAGAUGAAAAGGGAAUAAAGGGUUGUUGCUUUUAAUGGAGCCCCGUUUCAUUAUAGCCUUUGCAGAAGCGAUAUCAAGAUUCAAGAGUCAAGGUAGGUGUUUCAUUAUAGCCGUUGCAGAAACCGUACCAAUAUCGGGGGUUGAGGAAAUGCUCUCCGGUUAGCGUCUCAUCCCGUCCUAUCUCCCAUCAUCUUGGCCGGUUCUGUUGUGUGUCUUGGACUAUUUGGUUUAGGUCAAAGACUCAAAGGAGUUUUGUGAUAUUGAAAACAGGCAAUGUAGGUUAAUAUGGAGAACAAUGAAGGAGGUGUAUGUUACACUGACCAUCUGUACCACAGCUCAUUCCCAUCGGACGAAGAAGUAUCUGAUGAUGAUGGGUUAUUACAAAUUGGUGAAGAUGAGGAAGGGUUCUUUUGUGAUGGAGGAGAGAAAGGGCUUGGUCAUACAUCAGAAAUUGGUAAUGAUAAAUGUCAUUUGAUGGAUAUGGAGACAUUAGAUGGAACGAAUGUCAGUGGGUGUGGAGACUUAAAUGGCAAGGAUAACAGUAAUUUGUAUAUGGAUGAUAUGAAGGAUGUUGUGUUCAGCAGCGUAUGUGAAGCUGAAAAGUUCUAUCAUUUAUACUCUCGUGUUAUUGGAUUCAGCACAAGGAAGGACAGGAAGGUUAGAGCAUAUCGUUCUGAAUUUGUCAUAAGAAGGGAGUGGGUAUGUUCAAAACAGGGCGAAGCAACGAUUAACGCCAAGAAACAGGGACUGAAAGAAAAGGGGAAGACUCUGAUCCAAGCUGAGAAAAAGAAGAUGAAGAGGAAUCAAUGUCCAAGGGGUAAAAGAUAUAGCCGAGUUGGAUGCAUGGCCGGAUUUGGAAUUCGAUACUGCAAGGAAAGGAAGAAGUAUUUUGUAUCAAAGUUCAUAACCAAUCACAAUCAUGAUGUUGCUGUUUCAGAAGAGGUUCAAUUCCUUCGUUCUCACCGAGGAGUGACUGACAGCGUCAUUGCCCAGGUUGAGGCUCUACAGAAAGCUUAAGUGCACAUAAGCCGGAUAUAUGAAAAUUUUGGUUCCAUGUUAGUUUUUUCUCAUUCACAGAAUCACAGUUGGGUUAUCAAUGAAAAAGUUUCCAAGUUUAGCUGCAGUAUAGCACCUAAGUUUUUGAUCAGCAAUGCUGACACUGAUAUUUUGUUACUUAGCAAUGGGACCUCUGGGGUGGAGUGGUUGUAUCCAAUGGUUUCGAACCUAACGGUUCGAACUCUUUGGGAGAGCAUUACUUUGUUUUAGUAACUUCAAUACUUGAUUUUUAUGUAUUGGUUUUAUUAUUUAAGAGGAGUGACUUCUUUAAAUGUGACCUAUUUAGACAAGCUGAGGAGAUCUCACCAAAACCCCCAAAAUGCUUUGUUUGUGAUAAAAGCCUUCAAUUCCAGAUCAUUUACAUGCACCAACAUUAUAGUAA